Myxocyprinus asiaticus (Chinese sucker) is the source of this 2332-nucleotide messenger RNA. RefSeq names its product carbonyl reductase 4 (gene cbr4). The record is from RefSeq and is a predicted model, not a curated record. Gene Ontology annotation, biological process: fatty acid biosynthetic process. Bases 136 to 849 code for a protein of 237 amino acids. Gene Ontology annotation, molecular function: quinone binding; oxidoreductase activity, acting on the CH-OH group of donors, NAD or NADP as acceptor. The transcript is spliced from 6 exons. Lineage: Eukaryota; Metazoa; Chordata; Actinopteri; Cypriniformes; Catostomidae.
CCGGCUCCAGGCGGAUAGUGCAGUCAAUAUGGCGGCGCCCAUUCCAUCAAAACCUCACAUUUAGCGACAAGCACAAUUUCAGGUGAAUGAGAAAGGGCGCUUCGAACGUGUGGUAUAAUCGAUAUAACUAUCCUGAUGUCCAGACUGGUCGUAGUGUUUGGGGGUUCCCGUGGCAUCGGGCGAGCAGUUUCUCAGCGGUUAGCGCAGAGGGGUCAUAGGGUUGUGGUGCUGUCUAGGAAUCAGGAGGCUGCACAGGCUGCUGCUGAUACUCUACCUGGAGGACAGCAUUUGGGCCUUAGCUGUGAUGUCUCUAAAGAAGAGACAGUUCGGAGAACAUUUGAGACCAUCAGUAAGAGCUGCGGCACUGUGGGAUACUUGGUUAACGCAGCUGGCAUCAACAGAGAUGCAGUAUUAUUGAGGAGUAAAUCUGAAGACAUGGUAUCUGUUCUGCACACCAACCUGCUGGGCUCAAUGCUUACUUGUAAAGCUGCUCUACGAAGCAUGCUCGGCCACGGAGGAGCUAUUGUCAACAUAGGCUCUGUGGUGGGUGUGAAGGGUAAUGCUGGUCAAUGUGUGUACAGUGCUAGUAAAGCAGGACUGGAAGGAUUCACCCGCUCUCUGGCGAAGGAAGUUGCUACCCGAAAUAUACGAGUCAACUUAGUGGCUCCAGGAUUCAUUCGUACAAAUAUGACAGCAGGGCUGGAGAAUGAUGAAGCUGUUAGGAGAAUUCCACUGGGUCGAUUUGGGGAACCUGCAGAGGUGGCCCAGGCUGUUGUUUUCCUCCUGGAGUCACCUUAUAUCACAGGGCAAAUUCUGCUAGUGGACGGAGGACUGCAGCUGGCCAUGUAAUGACUCUUAGGCCACAUCCACACAUGAAUCCAGUUGAAUGAAAACUUACUGAGUUUUAAAGAGUUUAUGCUUCUCUUCCAUACUGGACCAGAGUUUUUCUCAACUGAAAACUGUGACUCCUUGAAGUUCUCUCUCUCUCUCUCACACACACACACCCACACCCACAGCAUUGUGUAAGAGUAGUAUGGGCCCAGCUGGAUUGGAUUAAGGGAGGUGGAGGUUAUAUUUAGCUCAUUGGAUUGUGGUUACGGCUUCACGUUCUAUAUUUAGGAUGACAGAGGUCACAGGUCAAUGUGUGGAGGAUAUGAUUCACUUUCUGAUAUCAUAGUUCUAUUCUGUAUUUACAUCAGCAAUGUGUUGGUGCCCUUAUAGAUGAGCUAAACCCCAAAGGGCAAGCCAGAUUAAUAAAAUCAUUUUUUUAUCAUUAACCUAAUUCUGUAUAGAGAAAAGUAAUUAAGAUAGACUAAGUAAGAUCUGGCCUUCUCACCAUCAUGAAAAGCUUAUUUAGCUUAAUUGACUAAUUGAGCACUUGGACUCAACCCAGACUUCAUACUUUCAGAGAUGUUUAUUUAUGUUACUAUUCAUAAACCAAAACAGAAUGAGUACAGUCCAUAUACAGGCACAGAUUGGCAUGGAAAACAGAAAAUAUUUUGCAGAAUAAGAGCCCCUUAUUGUCUCUUUUGUCUAUUUCAAGGAUAAAAUGGCUGUGUAAGAAAGAACAUAUGUAAUAAAAGGCUUAUACAUAUAUAUUUCUGUUAUAUUGUUUAUAUAUGCUGCAAACGUCAGUGUGUGUAUGAGAUGAAGUUAUAGAAUUACCCAAAAAGUAUUUUAUAUUCAAUAUAAUGAUAAAAGCAAAUGUUGUGAGAACAGUAUCUGAAAGUUUGUGUGAAUGAGAUACAGAAAAUACUGGUUCUUUCUAAACUAUUUUCUGAGAGGAAUAAGUCACAAUCAACUGUAAAUACUCAAAAGGAGAUAGUUCACCCAUAAAAAAAAAUAAAAAAUAAAAAUAAUUGUCAUCAUUUAUUCACCCUCAUGCGGUUCCAAACCAGUAUACCUUUCUUGUUUGGAGCACAAAGAGAUAUGUUAGGCAAAAUAUUAUCCUUAGUCAGCAUUCACUUUCAUUGCAUCUUUUUUCCAAUGCAAUUAAAGUUAAAUGGUGACUGAAGCUAACAUUCUGCCUAAAUCAUUCCAUCAGAAAGAUGAAAAAAAUCAUACAGGUUUGGAACAACAAAAGGGUGAGCAAAUGGGUAAACUACACCUUUUACAAAUCGUUGCCAUCAAUGUCACAUUUUGAGUGCAAGUUUUUGCAUGUUUCUGUAAUUCCAAACCUGAAAACUGCAGCCUACUUGUCAAAGUAUUACCAUCUAUUCAUUCCAUGCACAACCAUUCUCAUUAAAAUCAUUCUGAAUCAAUCAUACGUGUAUAAACAUCUUAUCUUCAUCAAUAACCAGCAGUUCCUCUUUCUUUGCACAGCCCACAAACC